Molecule: messenger RNA, 1587 nt
Organism: Fraxinus pennsylvanica
Lineage: Eukaryota; Viridiplantae; Streptophyta; Magnoliopsida; Lamiales; Oleaceae
Source: the annotation of a GenBank genome assembly
AUGAACUCUCUCUCACACGAUCUGCUAGCACCUGUUUUAGGACUUUUAUCCCUGCUGCUGCUAUUUUAUCUAUGGAGCAGAAAAAGUAAGGGUAAGGGCAUAUCACCCCCUGAACCGGUAGGUGCUUGGCCUCUUAUAGGCCACCUGCACCUCCUAGGUGGUCAAACCCCGGUGGCUCGGGUUUUAGCAGCGUUGGCUGAUAAAUAUGGUCCCGUAUUUAUAAUUCGACUUGGGAUGCACCCUGCACUUAUAGUGAGCAACUGGGAAUCUGUUAAAGAGUGCUUCACCACUAAUGACAAGGCUUUCUGUAAAAGGCCAAGUUCUAGUGUAGGGAAAUACCUUGGUUACAAUGAUGCAGGCUUUGGUUUUGCUCACGGCCCGUAUUGGCGCGAGGUGAGAAAGUUAGUGCUGCUUCAAGUUCUGUCGAGUAGGAGACUAGAGGCAUUAAAACAUGUUCGAACUAUGGAGAUAGAGACGAGUAUCAAAGAGUUGUAUAGGGAAAUUAAUAGAGAUCAAAGACUCAUUGAUUCACAUGAAUACCAGGAAUUUGAUAGGCCAUCAAAAGAGGUAGUGAUGAGUGAGUGGUUUGAACACUUGAGCUUGAAUAUAAUUGUGAAAAUGAUUGCUGGAAAACGAUACGCAGGAACUGAAGAGGCUCGAUCAUUCAAAAAAGUCAUCAAGGAGUUUAUGUAUGUGUCGGGGCAGUUUGUUCUCUCAGAUGCUGUUCCAUUGCCACUUUUAAGCUGGAUAGACUUUCAGGGGCAUAUUAAGUCCAUGAAGAGAAUUUCAAAGGAAUUGAGUCUUAUUACUGAAAGCUGGAUUGAUGAACAUGUUAAGGGAAAUCUGAAGGGAGAGUUGGGGAAUGAACAAGAUUUCAUAGAUGUAAUGCUUUCUGCUAUUGAUGAUAAAUUUACAAAUUAUGGUCAUUCAAAGGAAACUAUAAUCAAGGCUACAAUACUGAACAUCAUCUUAGCAGGUUCUGAUACCACAUCUGUUCACUUGACAUGGAUCUUAUCUCUACUAGUAAACAACAGGGAAGUAAUGAAACGAGCCCAAGAAGAAAUCGAUGUUAAAGUUGGUAAAGAGAGAUGGGUAGACGAAUCCGACAUCAAGAACUUGGUCUACAUUCAGGCUAUUGUCAAAGAGACGUUGAGGUUAUUCCCACCAGGGCCCCUAGCAGUGCCUCAUGAAGCCAUGGAAGACUGUCAUGUGGGAGGUUACUUCAUCCCAAAAGGAACCCGGUUGUUGUUGAAUGUAUGGAAGUUACACCGAGAUCCACGUAUUUGGUCAGAGCCUGAUGAAUUUAUACCAGAGAGGUUUCUUACAAGCCAUGCAGAGGUAGAUUACCUAGGACAGCAUUUUGAGUUCACUCCGUUUGGCUCUGGCAGAAGAUCCUGCCCCGGGAUCACAUUUGCAAUGCAAGUGACACAUUUGACACUUGCUCAAUUGCUCCAAGGUUUUGAUUUCAAUACACCAUUAAACAAGCCAGUGGACAUGACUGAAGGCUUGAGUAUUACCUUGCCCAAAGCAGAUCCAUUACAACUGCUUGUUACUGCAAGAUUACCUUCUAAUUUCUAUGAAAACUAG